CGUUCGAGUUUGCUUACGUCACGGGGUUCACCCGACCAAGCGCAGGGCGAGAGGUCAGCCAUUUCGACGCUCGCCUCAUCCACGGCCGCAUCUACGGAUUCAUCGAAGCGCGGGACCGAUCGCACAAGUCGCGUCCAUAAAAUUCGUCAUUUGUAGUCAGCGUCCUUCACGAAACCCGCCUCGCUUCCGCGUAAAAAUCUCGGGUCUUAGUGUGUGUUAGAUAUCAAGAACAGAUUCAGCCUGCUCAGGGGAUUUUGUACAAUGACAAUGGUGCAGCUAACUUUUCUGCUCCUACAUUUCAUUGUUCUUCAUCACUGAUGAGUGGCCUCCUUGGUUCACUGCUCGGUCAUCUUUGUUCUUGAUCGCCUCUUAUCUCUCGUCGUACAUUUUAGCAGAGAGAGAGACAGAGAGAACAAGAAACAGAGCACAGAAGAAAGAAGUUUCUGAAGUUUCUAAGAUUUAAAAGAUACAAGCAUCGAACGAGCUGUCGAAAAUGAGCGUCAUAAUCAGACUGCAAAACCUGGCGUGGUCCGCCAACGCAUUGGACAUACGCCAAUUUUUCAGAGGUCUCAGCAUCCCGGAAGGAGGAGUCCACAUUGUUGGCGGCGAAUUGGGAGAUGCGUUCAUCGCAUUCAGCACCGACGAAGACGCCCGUCAGGCGAUGAUGCACGAUGGCGGCAAGAUCAAGGAGAUGAAAAUCAAGCUGCUGUUGAGCUCGCGCACUGAGAUGCAAAAAGUGAUCGAGGCCGCUCGACAGCAAACCAUGAGUCUGCAAUCGUUCAUGCAAACCGCGCCUAUAGCGGUGCCGCCGGCCGUAGUCCCCGGCAAGCAGCCCGGCUCGCCGACUGACAGGAGGGAAAAGGACAACGACAGCGAGUCCAGCAAGGAUCGGAAGGACCGGCGUGACCGAUCGAGAUCGCGGGACCGUUCGCGAUCGCGCGAUCGCGACCGCGAUCGUGAUCGCCGCGACCGGGAUCGCGGCAGGGAUCGACGACGCCGGGAUCGCAGCAGGUCGCGAGAUCGCGAACGCGACAGGCGCGAUCGACGACGUCGCCGCGACCGGUCUAGAUCGCGGGAUCGCACGAGGUCGCGCGAUCGCGACUCGAAGAGGGGCUCCGCGAACGAUCGUCGCAAGGACGCCAACGAGGAUGACAACAACGACGUCGUCUGCGUCGGUCAGUUUCACAAGGAUAAAGCGUCGGCGGCUGCGUCGAAAAAGCCGCUCGAAAACGGUAUAUGGGAGGUACCGCCUCAAACUCAGAUGCAGGCCGCUCUAUUGGCACCCGGUAUUUUAGGCGCCGGCGUCGCCGCUCUGUCCCAGGACUCGGAGACUCAGCGUUCGGCCAUCGCCGGCUUCGGCGUGGUAGGUCAGCAGCCGAUGUUGCAGUCGGGACAAUUUUCUAUAAACGGCCUCAAUGGCGUUGGUAAUCUUAUACAACCGCACGUACAGGCCCUCGGUAUGACGUCGUUAACGCAAAAUCUAGGUACUGCAAAUAUACCGAGUCUGAGUAGCCUGGCAACUCGUUCCAAGGAACCUUGGAGUCAGAACGAGCAAAGCAGACUGGACCAAACCGGACGAUUCUCCGGCCGAUCGAAUCAAUUCAACAAUCAGGAAUACGGCACGAGUAGUAGCUAUCGUGGCUCCAGACCGAAUAAUACCUUUCUAAGUAAAAUGCAGGAGCUCGAGGGUCGGCGCAAUCCGCAUGCAUUUCAAGCUGGGGUCUCCAAUUUCGGAAACUAUGAGAAUGAUCGUCAAACGUCCGGUAGGAAAUCCAGUUCGAGAUUUUCCGACAAUAAGAACGGCAGUAGCAGCGGCGGUCAUUGCGUGGAAGUACGCAACAUGCCGUUGACCGCGACGUAUGCGGAUCUACGUCAUGCGUUUCAAGGUAUCUAUAUCAGAAAGGACGGCAUGAAGAUUAUCAACGACAAUCACGGUAAUCGCGUAGGUAUCGCGUAUAUCAAGUUCGGUAAAGCCGAGGGGAAGGAACAAGCCCUAACUGGAACGAGAUAUGUGCGAAAUUCCGAAGUAGAGGUGCUUCACUUGGACGAAAGUAUCUUCGACAAAGCCGUAAAUUCUUAUUCGCCUGACAAGGAGGACGAUGGCGAUCUGAGAAAUUCCAUGUGUAUUCUCUUAACCGAACUGCCGUCCUUCACCAAAGAAAUGGACAUAGCUAAACUGUUCCACGACUGGAAGAUCAACGAUCUCUUCAUCACCAAUACCAAGGAAUCUGGCACCACGCAAUACAUGGCUUAUGUACAAUUCGCGCGACUCGAGGACGCCAAGUCGUCGUUGAACACGACACUGAAAAUCGGCAGCAAGCAAGUGACCGCGACCGCGAUCAGCGAGGAAAAAUUUGCUCAAGCAAAACGUGAACACGAGCAAGUGAGCUUGAAUCAAACGGAUUGUAUUCUCAUGCGCGGUUUGCCCUUCCAGACAAUCGACCGCGACAUCUUCGACUUUUUUUCAGACAUCGGCAUCGUGCCGCUCUGUAUCCAUAUGAUGCUCAAUCAGCAGGGCAAACCAGCCGGCGAGUGUUUCUGUGAAUUCGACUCGGCCGAGAAGGCGGAACGCGCUAUCGCUAAAAACGGUCUGCCGCUCGGCAAAAACGUACCCACUAUCGAGCUAGUACCACGCGCCAAGAUGCUCGAGACCCUCGGGAUGAUGGAGGCGCAACAACAGACGCAGCAGCAGCACUUCCCGCCAAUGGAGCAACAUCAAAGACCACCACGCUUCUCUCCCGGCCCGUUGGGUCACAUACCGCGGUUCGGCAAUACCGGUUUCGGACCCCGCUGCCCGCCCGGGUUGAUGGGUAUGCCGCGACACAUGCUGGGUCGUCAUCCACCGUCUAUGGACUAUGUCGAGGGUUUCGGUAAACCUGGCUGCGUGUUAUCGUUAGAAAACGUGCCGUUCAAAGCGGACAUCAACGAGAUCAUCGAAUUCUUCGGUGACUUCGACGUUAAACGGGAAAACGUAAUUCGUCGUUACAACGAGAGGGGCAUGCCGACCGGGGACGCCCGAGUGGCGUUCUCAUCACCUAGCGAGGCGCAACGAGCGCUCAAGGAACUCAAGCAUUGCAAGAUGCGAGAGCGUACUAUAUACAUGAAGCUGGCGUGAGUUCCGCCACACCGUCGUGCGCAAACUGACGCUGAUACGUGAAGGGACAUCGUCGGUGACGAUGUCUAGGUGGGAGCAAAUUCGUUUGGAAUGCAACGAGGACAAAUGCAAUAUUUAUAAUAUCAAUAGAUGUACCUUCGGUGAAUUAUUCUAAGAGUCGGUUUUAUACGAGAAUCCUUGCCAAUGAGCGCCGCAAGAAUAAAGGACGCUUUGACAGUAGAACGUCUUCUCUUCGCGCGUACUACUUCCUCAUUAAAGGGCGCGAAAUUCCUUAGCGCGUCGAUAAAUUUGAUCCAUGUGUACAUAGAUUGCGUAGAUUUAAAAGUGAUAAUUUUCUUCGUUUAAUCAUUGCGAAGUGACCAUGUCCAGACUAUAUUUGUCCAGUUGUUAUUAAAAAUAUUCAAUCGAUUAUUUUCUAUGUCGAGAACUGAUAUGGUAUUAUAGCGCGAUCAUAGUAUUAAGUAAUGAUAAGUGGAAAAUGCGCUCAGUGAUUCCUUGACAUGAAAUGACAUUAGAAACGUAGGACUAAUCAUAGGAUUUUAUUAAGAAUACUUUUCAUAAAAUUCGUCUUGUAAAAAAGUUAGGCUUCUCCAUAAAACCGAAUCUUCAUAGAUCGGCUUUUUAUGCAAGCCUAAGUUUUCUGUGAAAAGACCGAAUUUUUGAAAAAUUUGCAAUGUAUAUCCAAAUAUAAAAAAAUUUCAUAUUAUUUUCUCUUAUUAUUAUUAGUUUCACUACGUGGCAAUACCAAAUCUUAUCUCUUAGUUUUAUGUUAAGAAACGGCGGAAGUAAAGUACAAAGUUAGCAGUUUGAUCGGUUACAUUUUUGCUUUAUGUUUUCAUGUAAAAACAUUUGGAGCGCGAAGUAAGUGUCGAAGACAGACUACGUGGGAGCUGCCCGUGCAACAUGUUCCCUACAAGAAUGAGUACAUUACAUACAUUGCAUAUCUUUUGUAAUAUAUGCUACGCAUAGUUAUACUCUACACGAGAGAUAGAUAAAAUAUAUGUAUAUUACAUAUAUUAAAUGUACAUAGACAAAGAUUAUGUAUCCAUCAUAAUCUUGCGUAACGAUAAGUACGUCCACAGUAUGUGGGCUUGUGUAAAAUAAUUUAUAGAAUGAAUGAAUAAAUUUACAGAUGCGUACAAUUCACAAACAUUGUCAUAAGUUUAUGUUAUAGGAUAAUGAACACACAUUGGAGAUACUUCAAUAAAUUUUUAUCUAAACUUA
Camponotus floridanus (Florida carpenter ant) is the source of this 4339-nucleotide messenger RNA. RefSeq lists its product as uncharacterized. The record is from RefSeq and is a predicted model, not a curated record. The coding region runs from base 494 to 3115 and encodes 873 amino acids. Gene Ontology annotation, cellular component: ribonucleoprotein complex; nucleoplasm. Gene Ontology annotation, molecular function: RNA binding. The transcript has 4 exons. Gene Ontology annotation, biological process: regulation of RNA splicing. Lineage: Eukaryota; Metazoa; Arthropoda; Insecta; Hymenoptera; Formicidae.